AUGACCAAGAAGAGAAGGGGCGGAGGCCGCAACAAGAAGGGACGUGGUCACGUCAAGUCGGACAAGGCCAUCAAGCGCAACUCGGUCAAGAACAUGGUUGAGGCCGCUGCCGUCCGUGACAUGUCGGAGGCUUCGGUCUACGCUGAGUACGCCCUCCCCAAGCUUUACGUUCGCCUCGCCUACUGCAUCUCGUGCGCCAUCCACGCCAAGGUCGUUCGCGUCCGUUCGGACAAGCCCGGAGCUAUCAACUCGCGCAAGAACCGUGCCCCCCCUCCCCGCGCCAUCUUCAAGGACGGCAAGCGCGUCAACCCCGCUGUCGCCGCCGCCCUUGCCGCCAAGCAGGCCCAGCUCUAA
Apiotrichum porosum is the source of this 354-nucleotide messenger RNA. It is a transcript of the gene RPS26, whose product is annotated as 40S ribosomal protein S26. Gene Ontology annotation, cellular component: cytosolic small ribosomal subunit; ribosome. Gene Ontology annotation, biological process: translation. The record is from RefSeq and is a predicted model, not a curated record. Gene Ontology annotation, molecular function: structural constituent of ribosome; mRNA binding. The coding region runs from base 1 to 354 and encodes 117 amino acids. NCBI's taxonomy places the organism in Eukaryota, Fungi, Basidiomycota, Tremellomycetes, Trichosporonales, Trichosporonaceae. The transcript is spliced from 2 exons.